Molecule: messenger RNA, 6553 nt
Organism: Hyla sarda
Lineage: Eukaryota; Metazoa; Chordata; Amphibia; Anura; Hylidae
Gene: AUTS2
Product: activator of transcription and developmental regulator AUTS2
Exons: 20
Coding region: 1273-5073 (1266 amino acids)
Source: RefSeq, a predicted model, not a curated record
GAAAAAGCCAAUGCUAGAAUUUCACUCCAUAGACAGAUAAAUUGCAAAGAGCUGACACAUACAGCUCUGCUACAUACAUUAUGCACAUUCUACAUACAUAUACUUACUAAACCUGUAUGGGACCAGUCAGUGGUGCACAUGGUGAGGCAGAUGCCACUAGUAGAUGGCACUGGGGUUGUCAUGUAGAAUGGUGACAUGACCCUUAUGCCUGCUUCACUGGAGACAGGAGUGAGUGUGAGUUGAGACAUAAGGGAUGAGUGCUCCCUGUGCUCCACCUCACUAUACACUUGUCAUACAUGUACAUGGCUACAGAUGGGGAAUAGUCCUGGAAUGGGAAGAAAAGUUGUGGCAGUGCAGAGACUGGAGGAAGGGCUGUGCUAGGAGCCCCCUCCUCUCCGGCCUGGGAGAGAAGACACAGAGCAUUGCCCUGACCUCCCGGGGAGCAGGAGAAGGAGGCUGAGGAGGUGGCACAUCCCAAGCACCAGCACAGCCUCAGCUGUCACUUUCCCCAUUGUGUAUGUGGAGGAGGAAGGAGAGCAGAGUGCUCCUCUUCUCCCUGCACUUCUUCUCCUUGUCUCCCACCCAGUCUCUGCCCCUCCUCUGUCUGCCUAGUCUGGAUGUAUCUGUCACUGAGGAGGAGAGCAGAAGACGAGCACCGAGGAGCAGAAGACGAGGAGGACAAGGGGAGGGGGGCAUCUUCUACACGGGAAGUUAUUCACUGAGCAGGAGGCAGAGAAGGAGAUGAUCUAAGGGGCGCAUCAUGGAGUUCUGGAAGAACAAGCAACAGUAACAAAGAGUUAAAUGUUUGCAGGGAAUACAUCAGGUGGAAAGCUCCAUGAUUUGCUUUAGGGAGGGGGAAUGCUUUAACCUCCACUCCUGAUCAAAGCUUCUCCUCUUCUCCCAGAUUUCUAGGCUGUGAUCAGCCAUUACUUUCCCUGGCAGCCUUAUAGGAAUUUCUGGCUUGUGUAUAUGUGUGUGUGGUGGAAUCACACUAUCUGUCUGCACAUUGCUGCCUGCACCAGGGAAGGAGCAAUGUGCUUCCCAGCUCUUCAUCCUUGAUCCUUUUUUGGUUGUUGUUGUUGUUGUUGCCUUUUUCUUUCGGCUUUUCUUCUUUUUGCAGACCGUGGUGGGUUUUAUUUGAUUAUUUCUUCUGUAUCAGGAGGGGAGGAGGUGGGGAAGGGGAGAGGGAGAGGGGUGGUUGCUGGUGUCUCUGCUUCUGCUGCUGCUUCUGCUGCCUGUGCUGCUGCUGCUGCUGCUGCUGCUGUGGGUGCAAUGGAUGGCCCACGGUGCAAUGGCUUUCGCAAGAAGAGGAGAUCCAAAUCCCAAAGGGAUAGGAAUAUGAGGUCCAAAGGAGGAUUAGGGCUUUCCAGGACCGGCUCUUUGCUUUCUUCUUCUGGAUCUGAGAAAGAAGACAAUGGGAACCCGACUGCUUCUUCCUUGUCCAGACCAAAGCCACCUAGGAGAAAGAGGAAAGAGUCCUCCUCAGCAGAAGAAGACAUCAUUGAUGGAUUUGCAAUGUGCAGCUUUGUGACUUUGGAAGCUCUGGAGAAAGAUGGAACCUUAAUGCCAGAUGAACGUGAAGCCAAGCAGCAGGCCCCUCUUAGUAAAAAGAAGCGGGACAUUUUGAGCAAUGGGCUGUCUUUCAAGCCCCAAAAGAACAAUAAACCCCAAAAGAACAAUAAAUAUAGCCACCACUAUGGCUCAGAUCGGGAAAAUGAUCGCAACCUUUGCCAACAACAAUAUGGAAAGAAAAGGUAUCAGAAGAAGCAGAAGCAGCUCAAACCAGGACAGAACAACUGCCGAGACAGUGAAAGUGAAAGCCCAGGAAGAGAAUCAAAACCUUCACAGAGAAGCAUUUCCCGUGAGCAUCUAAGUGAUAGCUCAGCGGCUUCCAGCUUGGGAACAGGCUACUUUUGUGACAGUGACAGUGAUCAAGAAGCAAAGGUUUCGGAUGCCGGUUCUGAGCAAUUCUUUAGUGCCGUUCCAAAUAAUGAUACAGAACUGGGUGUCAGUUUACUGACAACAAACAAAUGCAAAGAUGGUUCAUGUCCAGUUCCACCAAAAGUGUCGGGACUAGAGAGAAGUCAAGAGAAGAGUCAAGAGAGCACUGCUGAGCUACAAUUUGAGACUACAGCGUGCAAAGAACUAGGACCACCAUCACUACCUACCAUUCAACCUGAACUAGAGCCACAGCCAGUGCUGUUAUCUUCUCCAGGACCAAUUGUGAUUUCUCAAUCAGAGACACCUACACAGACACAGCCUGAGCCUCCUCAGCUUCCUCAUGUUGCAGUAGAGCAAGAAUCUCGAUUGCCACCUCAACCACAAGUGCAGCUGCCACCAAACGCUCAGCCUCCCCCUCAACCAACUAUUCAUCCAAGCCCACCAGUAGUGCAAACACGACCUCCUUCCCAAUCAUUGCAGCAAACAUUGUGCAACUACAAUAGCAGCAGCUUGAGUGUGAACAGUAUAAGCAGCAGAAGCAGCACUCCUGCCAAAAGUCAAGUGCCACCCUCUCAUUUAACUCACCAUCCAUCACCUUCUCCAUAUUCCCUAUCUUUACCAAACCACAGUCCCCUGCAUAGCUUUACUCCAACCAUCCAACCUCCUGCUCACCAGCACCACCCAAAUAUGUUUGCCCCACCUGCUGCUUUACCUCCUCCACCUCCACUGACUUCAGGGACCCUUCCAGUACCAGGACAUCCAGCAAACAGCACUUACUCAGAGCAAGAUCUUCUCAGACAAGAGCUAAACACUCGCUUUUUGGCUUCGCAAAGUGCCGAUCGUGGGGCAUCUUUAGGGCCGCCGCCAUAUCUGAGGACAGAGUUCCACCAACACCAGCAUCAGCACCAGCACACGCAUCAGCACACACACCAGCACACCUUCACACCUUUCCCGCACGCCAUCCCGCCUACUGCAAUUAUGCCGACUCCAGCACCGCCCAUGGUGCGUACCCCAGGCAGAAAUUUUGACAAAUACCCUACAAAAGUUGACUCCUUCUACCGCCACAGUUUAUUUCAUUCAUUUCCUCCUGCUGUAUCGGGUAUUCCUCCCAUGAUCCCACCUACUGGCCCUUUUGGAUCUCUUCAAGGGGCAUUCCAGCCUAAGACUUCCAAUCCUAUUGAUGUUGCAGCCAGACCUGGAACUGUCCCUCACACAUUGUUGCAAAAGGACCCAAGGUUGACUGAUCCUUUCAGGCCUAUGCUGAGGAAACCGGGAAAAUGGUGUGCUAUGCAUGUUCAUAUCGCCUGGCAAAUAUACCAUCAUCAACAAAAAGUCAAGAAACAGAUGCAGACAGAUCCACACAAGCUUGAUUUUGGCCUGAAGCCUGAGUUUUUGAGCAGACCACCAGGUCCGAGCCUCUUUGGAGCAAUCCAUCACCAUCCUCACCCUCAUGACUUGGCACGCCCUUCAACUCUAUUUUCUGCUGCUGGUGGUGGACACCCUGCAGGAGCACCUUUUGGUCCUCCUCCCCAUCACGGCAAUUUUCUCAAUCCAUCUGCUCAUCUUGAACCUUUUAACCGUCCUUCAACGUUCAGUGGUCUUGGUUCUGUGGGUGGUAAUGCCUUUGGAGGCCUUGGAAAUCCUUCAGUUAAAACAACCAGACCCUUCAACCACCCCCUCAUUAUGGCCUCCAAUUCAAUGUUCAGCCAUAAGGAAGGUCCAAAUAUGCAGGGCUUCAACAAUCCCCAUGAACCAUGGAAUCGACUUCAUCGGACACCACCAUCUUUCCCAACACCUCCACCUUGGCUGAAACCUGGUGAAACAGAACGCAGCUCCUCUGCUACAGCUCAUGACCGAGAUUCUGAGAAAAGAGAAUCAUUAUCUAAGGAUGAUAAAGAAAGGGAAAGUCUGGAAAAAAGGCACUCUAGUCAUCCUUCACCAGCACCUGUUAGCCAAGUAAAUUCAUUAGGACAUAACCGCAGUUUAUCAGAACAAAGUAGAAGUCACAUAACUAAUGAGGUACGAGAUAAAGAAAAGCCUAAAGAACGGGAAAGGGAUCACUCUGACUCAUGGAAAGAAAAUAACAUGGAAGAGCACAAAGCAAAAGAUAACCACAUUUCAGAGAAAGAAAACAUUGUUCAUGAAAGUAGAGCUACGGAGGAAGCUAAACAGCUGUCAAGGGUGCCUUCACCUUAUGUCAGAGCACCAGUGUUGGAGAGCACUAGACCCAAUAGCACUUCUAAUCGAGAAAAUGAAAGAAAAAGUGAGACUUAUGAUACUCAAAAGAAAAGUAAUGAUGUAAAAGUAAAAGAAGAAAGAAAGGAAGACCAUGAUGUUUUAGUUUCGGAAGGACCUACUAUUCAUAGAUCCUCUGAACAAGCUCCUCCGAUAUCUACUUCAAAUGUUCAUCCAAGUCAUUUAACGUCCAUGCCAAUGGCUGUGGGUGUAACAGGAAUGCAUCCAAUGAACGCUAUUGGUGGUCUAGAUAGGACUCGCAUGAUGACUCCUUUUAUGGGUAUAAGCCCAAUUCCAGGAGGUGAACGUUUCCCUUACCCGUCAUUUCACUGGGAUCCAAUGCGAGAUCCAUUGAGAGACCCAUACAGAGGACUAGAUAUUCAUAGACGUGAUCCCCUCGGACGAGAUUUUUUGUUGCGAAAUGAUCCACUUCACCGUCUUACCGCACCAAGGUUAUAUGAAUCAGACAGGUCAUUCAGGGACAGAGAACCCCAUGACUACAACCAUCACCACCAUCAUCUUUCUGUCGACCCACGCCGAGAACAUGAAAGAGCAAGUCAACUGGAAGAGAGGGAAAGGUUACAUAUGCUUCGAGAGGACUAUGAACAUGCCCGCCUACAUGCAGUUCAUCCAGCUGCAUUGGAUGGUCACCUGCCUCAUCCAAGUUUAAUGACACCAGGACUUCCCAGCAUGCAUUAUCCCAGGGUCAGUCCUACAGCAGGACAUCAAAAUGGACUUCUUAAUAAGACUCCCCCAACAGCAGCACUAAGUGCCCCACCUCCACUUAUUUCUACAUUGGGAGGACGACCAGGUUCUCCCAGGAGGACUACUCCAUUGGCAGCAGAGAUAAGAGACAGACCUCCUUCUCACACAUUGAAGGAUAUUGAAGCACGAUAAAUACAUUGAAAAAGCUUAUGGACAAAUAGCCUGAUUAAAUGUAAAUCAGGGCAAGACUUGACACACAAUCUUUGUACAAAUGUAAAAUCUCUAAGAGCAAUGAUUUUCACUUUUUGUAUAUUAUCUGUUGCAAAUUUCCAUAUCUUUUGGCCAAUUUAAAUGUUUGUCUUUAAUUGAUUUAUUUUACUAAUGUAAAGCAUUUGGUUGGACUUGAAGGGGAUAAUUCAUUACAUCCAUAUGGACUGUAUCAGACUUAUGAUAUUGAAAGAACAUGUAAAUAUUUAUGUAAAAACUAUUUGCUUCAUUGGGUAUUGGUUCAUAUAUGCAAAAGGAUAGGAUGAAAGCUUUACUGUGUACAAAUGUAAAUAGACAUAACAUAAUACAAUAAUACUUCUUAAACUGUGCAGUUUACAAUGUUACUAUUUAAAACACAGUCUGUUUAUACUGUGCUGUGUAUAUUAUUAGAGACAACUAAACCCCCUCAACUAUGCAAUUAUUGUGGAGGCUUUCACUAUAAAGCCGUUGUAACACAAACUGAACAUUUGCCACACUUACACAGCUAAAGUCAUAUUGUCCCUAAGAAGCUUGUGUUACUACAUUGUUUGCCUUUUUUUUUCUUUUUUUAUCCACCUGUGUUUUAGAUCUCCAGUACUAUCAUUGUCUUGUCACAAUGAACACAAACAAAUAUUCAUCUAAAAUUAAGAUACAUCUUCCUAUAAAUAUAAGGCUUACUUCAUAUUGAAAACAAUAUUGGGAAGAGCUAGGUCAAGGCAAUGGUAACAGUGGUUACUAUCAACUGGUAGACUUGUCACCUUGUGUCCACCCGUUGUGCCUGAUGGCCUGAAGUCGUGGCCAUGCUGAUCCACAAAAUACUAACAUUCACACAGGAUGUUUGUACCAUAUGUUUAGCUCAUAGUCAGUUUAUUAAGCCUAGAUAUUGUUUACAUAUCUUUGAUUGGAGAUUAUAUGACUUUACCUGAAGAAAUACCAUACACAUUUGGUUUACUGGGUUGUAAAUUAUAUGUAUGAAAUAAACAUAGUUCAUUGGUCUUCUAGUGUAUUAAAGUGAUCUUAAGUUGUUAUCCUGUUUUGGCAAAAGCAAAACAAUUAAUAAAACUCCCAACAGUUGUUUCUAAUAAGCAGAGAUCUAUUUUAGUAGUCAACUGAAGGUUUAGUUGUGAGCUUCAGAUUUUGUGAACUCCAGAUGUUGUGCAGUGUUUUUUUAAGGAGCAAUCUCUCCCAGAAGAAUAUGUACACUGGAACAGUAGUGGUAGCUUUCAGUAUUGUAAAGAGAUUGUUAUAUACAAACCUUUUGCUGUUUAUCUUGUAUGUAAGAAAUUCCUUUUUAGUACAUAUACAAAGAGGAAAAAAAGAGAACUGAAAAGGAAAAAAAAAAACAAACAUAAAAAUGAAGCGACUCAAUCUUCAGCAUGUUCCUCAUCAGCGAAGACUUGUGUUAUGUAAAUUGUGCCAUGUUAUU